AUGCCCUGGGCAUCUUUCACCACUCUAGGUGUGGAUGUCUCUGUUGACCAGUGUCAGCCCGAAGGUCUGGGAGUGCUGGUUCAGGCUUUAGCAGCCGCAGGCAGGAGCACACCUGACUCAUACUCGGCCCCCGCAGCCCCCUGGUUAGUGUGGCGGCCAAUACUGUGUCUGCUAUCACAGUGCCCCCUGGUUAGUGUGGCGGCCAAUACCGUGUCUGCUAUCACAGUGCCUCCAUUUGCCUCUUUUAAGCUACUGAAUGUUCGCUCACUCAACAACAAGGCCUUACUCCUCCACGAAAUAAUUCUGGAUAAAACUUUGGACUUUCUCUGCCUGACUGAAACAUGGCAGAAUCCCCAUGAAUUUAUCACACUCAAUCAAGCCACUCCCUCUGGAUAUUCCUACAUCCAAAAGCCUCGCAGCUGUGGCCGUGGUGGCGGCCUGGCUGUUAUACACCGCACUGACAUCCUGUUAAAAGAAAUCCCAGUCACAACAUCAUCAUUUGAGUGCCUCCACUUCACGCUGUCUGGUGCCACACAGCUCCAGGUGGUUCUUGUCUACCGCCCCCCCGAAAGCCUCUCCUGCUUUCUACAGGAGUUCUCGGACCUGCUGGCUUCGGUCUGCCCCAUGUCCCCAGCUACUCUCAUACUGGGUGACUUUAACAUCCAUGUAGACUCCAGCAGCUGUUCAUUCGCUGUGGAUUUCCUCUCACUGUUGGACUGCUUUGACAUUAAACAACAUGUACAGGGCCCUACACAUGCCAAGGGGCACACCCUGGAUCUGGUGUGCUGUGUUGGCCUAAGCCCCUCCCAUCUCUGCUGCACGGACCCGGCUGUCUCCGACCACCAAGCCAUCCUGUUCUCUGUCCCAGUGUCCCUCCCUGAGCAGCCUACAAAAAGCCAUCCUGUUCUCUGUCCCACCAACAAAAGCAUCCGAAAAUGCUUUUCUCCACCAUCAACCGCCUUCUUGACCCUCCCGACGCUCCGCAACCCUCUGAUGCCGCUGACCUCUGCUCCAGGUUCCUGGACUUUUUCCACCAGAAAGUGGCCAUCAUCCACACCCUCCCCGCCGGCCACACUACCUCUGCAGGACAUGUACCAUCCUUCUGCCUGCCCGCCACAGCGCCGCCUCUCCACCUUCUCCCUGUUGGAUGCUGAUCAAGUCCUCGACCUUUUGACCAAAGCCGGGACUUCAUCCUGCAGUCUGGAUCCACUACCCACGACCCUUGUGAAGGCCUGUCUCCCCACCAUUUGCCCCCCGGUGGCUGACAUCAUCAACGCCUCACUUGGCUCUGGUGUGGUACCCUCCAGCUUUAAGUUGGCGGCCGUGACCCCAACACUCAAAAAGACAAGCCUGGACCCAGAUGACCCCAACAACUACCGUCCGAUCUCCAACCUUCCGUUCCUGAGCAAGAUCUUGGAAAGAGCAGUGGCUGCCCAGCUACAACAUCACAUGUCCCACCAUGAGCUCUUUGAACCUCUCCAAUCGGGCUUCAGACCCCAUCAUAGCACCGAAACCGCCCUCAUCAAAAUAACAAACGACCUCCUGAUUGCUGCAGACAACGGCCUUGUUUCCAUCCUCAUCCUCCUCGACCUCUCUGCUGCCUUCGAUACCAUUUCCCACUCCAUCCUCCUCUCCCGUCUCUCUGAGCUCAUCGGCCUUACCGACACUGCUCUCUCUUGGUUCCAGUCUUACCUCUCCAACCGUAAACAAUACAUCACUCUGCAAGGCUCCUACUCCACCACUGCAACAGUUAACCAUGGCGUCCCCCAGGGAUCUGUCCUUGGCCCCCUCCUCUUUACCAUCUACUUGCUCCCCCUCGAUCAGAUCAUCCGCAACCAUGGACUCAGUUUCCACUGUUAUGCAGACGACACCCAACUGUAUGUCAGCACCAAGCCCUCCUCACAACUCCCACCAAUACAACUCAACAACUGUCUGCAUGAUAUCAAAACCUGGAUGACCAACAACCUUCUGAAACUCAACACCAAGAAGACAGAGCUCAUGGUGGUGGCCCCAGCACCACUGCUCAGGAAGGUUGGAGACCUCACCCUGGUCAUCGACGGCUGUCCCACCUCCCCAUCUCCCAAAGUGCGGAACCUGGGCGUCAUUAUGGACUCCACACUCUCAUUCAGUUUCCACAUCCAGAGCAUCACCAAAACUGCCUUCUUUCACCUCCGUAACAUUUCAAGACUCCGGCCGUCACUCACCGACUCAGUCACCGAAACUCUCAUUCAUGCAUUUGUCACCUCCCGUCUGGUCUACUGCAAUGGUGUCCUGUCUGGGCUGCCCAACAAAGCCCUAGACAGAUUGCAGUAUGUCCAGAACUCAGCUGCCAGGGUGUUAACCCACACCAAGCCCUGGCAGCACAUCACCCCCAUCCUUAAGAAACUCCACUGGCUGCCAAUCAAACAACGCAUCAGUUACAAAAUCCUCCUCCUCAUCUACAAAUCACUUCACUCACUGGCACCCAAGUACAUCACUGACCUCCUCCACCCGUACACCCAGUCACGGUCCCUGCGCUCCACCAGCAAGGACUUACUCUCCACUCCCCGCACCAGACUCAAGACCUUUGGUGGCAGGGCUUUCUGUGCAAUUGCCCCUACCCUUUGGAACACCCUGCCCCCUCCUAUCCGUUCCGCCACUUCUCUGACACAGUUCCAAAAGCACCUCAAAACACACCUCUUCUCUCUUGCCUACCCUCCCUUAACCCCUACCCUGCCCCUGCUCCCCUACUCCCACUCUUGUAAAGCGACCUUGGGUAUCUUGAAAGGCGCUAUAUAAAUUGAAGUUAUUAUUAUUAUUAUUACUAUUAUUUGUGCAAAAGCAGCCUGACCAAGUAUUGAGUGUAUAAAUGAACUAUGUUAGAUAAAUCAGACUAGUCAGAUUAGUUCAUUUCUUUUUAAAAGAUAGACAUUU
Alosa sapidissima (American shad) is the source of this 2913-nucleotide messenger RNA. RefSeq lists its product as uncharacterized. The record is from RefSeq and is a predicted model, not a curated record. Gene Ontology annotation, molecular function: catalytic activity. Lineage: Eukaryota; Metazoa; Chordata; Actinopteri; Clupeiformes; Clupeidae.